UUUUUUUUUUCGAUUCCAUCUCUGAAAACUCUCACUAGUAAGCAGUCACUACAUUUCAUUCAACUUCCAAAAUCCAAAAAAUUAAUUCUUAACUUCCAGCUCUUUCCCACCGCCGUCAACCAAACCACCGUCUUACAUUCCGGCGGCCAUCGUGGCUCCGACCAACGCCGCGCAACCGGUUACAAUAACUGCAAACUGGGUUCUUCCUCAUCAAAUUCAAUAUUCAAAGGUGAACCCUUGAUUUAUUUUUGAUAGAAUUAGGGGGAAAGGGGUGAAAAUGAGAGGAAGAAUUGGGUUGUUUAUGAAUCCUAGUAGUGUAGGAAGCACAACAAUUGGGAGGACAAGUAAACUUGUUUUUUGUUCUGCCUUUUCUUCUGCUGGGGAUGGUUCUGGCGGAGGAGGUGGUGGUGGUGGAGGUAGAGGGCGUGGCCGAGGUGCCGCCUCGGGUUCUCCUGCUUUUAAUUUUGUGGCUGGAAUGACUGGUUCAAAUGAGGGAUUGGAUGAUUCGGAUGAAUCAUCGCCUCAUCCUGCUGGACGGGGGCACGGUACCUCAUUCCGUCCUUCGUAUAAUGGUUUUGUUGCUCCCAACCCACCGGGGCAGCAAUUAGGGUUAAGUCGGGGUAGAGGUGGUCCGGUGCAGCAGGCGGGAAAUGAAGAGGAUUUGCAACCUAAGAGGCCUAUAUUUCUUAAGAAGGAUGAAUCAACAGGUAGUAGUGUUGAAGCUGAGUCAGUAGCUUCUAUGCCUCGUCAACCCAUUGGAGAGAAGAAUUUUCCUGAAAAUAUACUGAAUGUAUUGGGAGGAGGAUCAGGGAGGGGAACCAUUGAAAGAAGACCGGUUGUGGAAACUAGAGCUAAGGAAGAGAAUCGGCAUCUUAGGCCAAGGCAGCAAAUUGGUGCUCCUCCCUCUGAGGCUGGAAGAGGGAGAGAUAGAUCUGAGAAAGGAGAUACGGGCUCUGCUGGUGUAAGGAGAAAGUUAACCAAAGAGGAAUUAGAGAAGGCGAAAAAUAGGGCAGUUGGUAUCUUGUCCAAGGAUGACGAUGGAAAAGAGGGUGGGCGUGCUGCAGGAGGAGGUGAUCGGAGACGAAGGGUUAGAAGACUGAAAGAUGACUCAGAUGAAGAAAUGGAUGAGGAUGAUGAUGAGAAUUUUGCCAUGGGUGAUGAUGCAGAUGGUGAGAAGUUAGCCAAGGCACUUGGACCUAGCAGGAUGGCUGAACUGUCAGAGGCAUUUGAAGACAUGAGUACUGAUGUCUUACCUGAUCCUGAGGAUGAUGAGUAUCUUGAGGCACUUGAUACCAACCUUAAGAUCGAAUUGGAGCCUGAAUACUUGAUGGGAGAUUUCGAGACUAAUCCUGAUAUUAAUGAGAACCCGCCUAUUCCUCUUCGUGAUGCUCUUGAGAAGAUGAAGCCAUUCUUGAUGGCUUAUGAGGAAAUAGAGAAUGAAGAAGAGUGGGAGGAAAUUAUGAAGGAAACAAUGGAGAAGGUGCCACUUUUCAAAGAGAUUGUGGAUCAUUAUUGUGGGCCUGACACGGUAACAGCAAAGCAGCAACAUGAAGAACUGCAAAGAGUUGCAAAAACUCUUCCUCCUAGUGCACCAAAUUCAGUGAAGCACUUCGCGGACCGUGCUGUUCUCUCACUUCAGAGUAACCCAGGCUGGGGAUUUCAUCGAAAAUGCCAGUUCAUGGAUAAGUUGGUGCUGGAGAUUUCCAAGUCUUACAAGUGAGCAAAAUUAUUUAGCCUUGUUCGAUUACUGAUUGGCUGUUUACACCCUACAAGUCCAACAAAAUCAUGUUCUGGACAUUGUAACAUCCUUUUCCUAAAAAGGAGGAUUAGUUUUGAAUAACCCUUCAUCCAUUUACAGCUUUAGGAACUUAUUUGUACUUGGUUGUAUCUUUCCAAUGUUGCAUGUCAUUCUUUUUGAGGCAAAAUUUCAUCAAUCAACAUGUGGGCAUGCUAAAUUAGACUUAUAUCGUUUGUCCAUCACUUUGCAAUUUUGUUGUUAGCUAUGAGCCUAUGAUAGGCAAAUUCGAACUCGUAAUCGAUUGAUAGAUUUGCUGAAAUAUAGAAGGGAAAGAAACUGUUCAAUUGUAAGCA
This is a messenger RNA of Chenopodium quinoa (quinoa), 2091 nucleotides long. RefSeq lists its product as uncharacterized. NCBI's taxonomy places the organism in Eukaryota, Viridiplantae, Streptophyta, Magnoliopsida, Caryophyllales, Amaranthaceae. Bases 278 to 1720 code for a protein of 480 amino acids. The transcript is spliced from 5 exons. The record is from RefSeq and is a predicted model, not a curated record.